Messenger RNA from Biomphalaria glabrata, 3143 nucleotides. RefSeq lists its product as uncharacterized. The record is from RefSeq and is a predicted model, not a curated record. Gene Ontology annotation, molecular function: sequence-specific DNA binding. NCBI's taxonomy places the organism in Eukaryota, Metazoa, Mollusca, Gastropoda, Planorbidae. Bases 561 to 3134 code for a protein of 857 amino acids. The transcript is spliced from 4 exons.
AAUAUAGAAGUGUAGAUCUAGAUCUAGAUUAUAGAUUAAUCUAGAUCUAUGUAAUAUUUGUUUUUCAAUUAGACUUACACUUAAUAAAUGACUUAUAAUUAUUUACCUAAUAAAGUAUAUGUCCUUGGAGAUAUACAUUUCUUAAUCUAAUCUAGAUUAUAUAUAGAUCUAGAUCUAGAUCUAGAUUAUCAUUAUAGUACGACUUAGUACGUCGUACAAGUGUAAAUACUAAAUAGUGUAAUUGAUUUAUCAUCUUCUUAUGAUGAUAUUUAAUGAUAUUAUUUAAUAUUAUAAUUAUUGAUUUUAAACACUAAAAGUAAAAGACAAAAGUCAUGAAAGUGCAACAUUCUCAUCAUUCUGAGUUCAUUGUAACAACUUAUUUAGUUACAACACAAGUACUGAAGUAGAAGUAGUUUCAAGUAGAGAUCUAGAUCUACUUACUUCUAGAUUCUAUCUAGACUUAUAUGUCUUUUUUGUCACAAAUUAGUGACAAUUGAAUUUGAAGUGUUUAAUAAGUUUAUAGAUCUAAUUAAAGUAGUUUUGAAAAUGAAUCUCUUGUAAUGGGUGGUGAUAAAUGUGCUAUUCUUGGCUGCUCUUCCACUAGAAGUAGAUGCAAAGGUGUGUCGUUUUUCAAGUUACCUAAGUUGGGUAAAGGAAUAGAAAGAGAUAAAUGGGCAAAGCAGUUAGUAUUAUCAAUAAAUAGAUCUGACAAGAAAUUUGAUCCCAACAAGGCUAGGAUUUGCUCACUACAUUUUCAACCGUCUUGCAUUAGAACAGGCACCACAGGAAAAAGAUUCUUAUUACCUGGGAGUAUACCGACUGAGUUGAUGCCUACCAUUGCACUGCCAAAUACGAAAAACAGUCACAGGAAUCCACCAGUGGAGCGCCCAGCACCUGCCGUCGCCAAUAGAGUUGCAUAUUACUCCUUUUCCGACGUAAAAAGAGAUGCAACCGUCAUAACUCUUCCAUGGUGCCUAAUAGAGAAUUCCGAAAACUCAGUUGUAUUUGGACUAAUUGAAAAUGAUACAUCUAUUUUAAAAUUUAAAGUUUUUUUUAAAAAUAAUUUUGUUAUAGAUGUUCAUAUUUAUGGUAUCCCUGCCCCACAUCUCUCACAAAGUUAUGAGGGAGUAAAAAUAAAAACAUAUCUCAAUUUUCUUUUAUCAAAAUCUGUUUGUCCUGGUGUAAGGCAAAAACAUUUGCAAGGGUUUGCUAGUCUUCCGGAAAAAACAGAUCAAACAAGUUAUUUUAGGCAUAUUCUAAACAAGACAGAUUAUGGAACAAACAACUUUUAUCACUUCUCAACUAUCCGAUCUCGGCAUUGUUUGCUCCUUUCUGAUGGCGCUUGCACAAAGUGCAAAGAUUCUGGGCGUUUACUACAUAAAAAGUGGACUAGAGCAGAGCUAAGCAAGAAAACUCCACUGAAGUUGAAUAGUUCUAUGAACUCUACAUGCCCUACAAAAUUAAAAGAUACACUAAAAAGUAGUAGGAAAGAAAAUAAAAUUUUGGCAAAAAAAUUACAAUUCUUUAAUGAAAGCCUUAAAAAAAAUUACAUUGAACUUAGAGAAGAUGUACAUUCAGGCAUUAAAAAUUUUUUGGACAAUGCUGCCAUCACAGAUCCAUUAUCUAAAUUAUUCUGGGAAGAACAAAAGAAAGCGUUCGACUCUAAAGCAUAUGGCAUGCGUUGGCAUCCAACUAUGUUAAGACUGGCAAUUUUAUUGCAUAGUAGGAGCCCAACAGCUUACCAAACAUUGAGAAAAACAGGUCUACUCAAACUACCAGGUGAAGCAACACUUAGAGACUAUACAAACUCCAUUCAACCUCAAACUGGUUUUAAUUCUGAUGUUAUUGAUGAAAUUAAUCAAGCAACUAAAGAUUUUACUGAACAUGAGCGCUAUAUUGUAUUACUUCAUGACGAAAUGGCCAUAAAAAGUGAUCUGGUGUAUGAUCAGCGAAGUGGAGAAGUUGUAGGAUUUGUCAACAGUGACCAAAUAAAAGACGGCUCAUCAUACCAACUUGCUACCCAUGUACUUUUAUUUUACAUUGUAGGGAUUAGUACCACUUUUAAAAUGAGUUUAUGUUAUUUUGGAACAGAGUCUGUAACACCCUCGGAUCUAUAUACUUGCUAUUGGAAAGCUGUCCAAAAUUUAGAAAAUCAUUGUGGACUAAAAGUUAUUGUUUCUACAUGUGAUAAAGCUUCUGCCAAUGUUAAACUACAUCAAUUACAUAGUAAUCAAUUUGAUAGUAAUAUUUGCUUCAAAACAAUUAAUCAUUGUGCAACUGACAGGUUUAUCUAUUUUAUAUCUGACGUGCCACACUUACUCAAAACAGUUCGAAAUAACAUUUUCAAAUCAGGUUUUGGCAAAUCUAGACUGCUAUGGAACAACGGAAAUCACAUUUUAUGGAGCCAUAUUGUUGACUUGUACAAUAGAGAUAUAUCAUCAGAACUAUUUAGAACACAUUUGACAUCAGAUCACAUAAAUCUAACAUCACACUCCAUUAUGAAUGUUCAACUUGCAGCACAGGUUCUUAGCAAAAGUGUAGGCUCAGUUAUGCAAGCAUAUGGCUCAAAAGAAAGUCAAGAAACAGCAAAGUUUAUUUUAUUGAUGGAUAGGUUUUUUGACUGCAUGAAUAGCAGAUCACUAUCUGAAGCUCAUUCUGUACAUAAGCCAGACCUUCUACCUUAUACAAAUUGUAAUGAUCCUAGAUUUGAUUUUUUAAACAAUGAAUUUAUGGAUUAUUUAAAUAAGUGGAAAAGCUGUGUAGAGAAGAGAGAAGGACAAUUUAAUACCAGUCAGAGAAAUAAAAUGUUUCUUAGUCAUCAAACGUACAAGGGUCUUGUGAUGACUAUAAAUUCUUUCACAGAAGCUACUAGAUAUCUUUUAGAGAAUGGGGUCAAAUAUGUUCUGAGUAACAGAUUUUGUCAGGAUCCUCUUGAAGAGCAUUUUGGAAGACACCGGUGUUUAGGCCACACUAAUGAAAAUCCAAAUCUGUGGACAUUUGGAUAUCAAGAAAAUAAACUUAGGCUUCAGAGAAACUUUACACUGGCUUUUCAGCCAAGAGGAAAUGUUCAAUCCCACCACAAUGAAAUGAAUAGCCACAUAAGUUGCAGUCCACUAAAAAAGAAAAAAAAAUAAAUUGCGAUU